Molecule: messenger RNA, 354 nt
Organism: Nematostella vectensis (starlet sea anemone)
Lineage: Eukaryota; Metazoa; Cnidaria; Anthozoa; Actiniaria; Edwardsiidae
Exons: 1
Coding region: 1-354 (117 amino acids)
Biological process (GO): DNA integration
Molecular function (GO): nucleic acid binding
Source: RefSeq, a predicted model, not a curated record
AUGGGACCACUACCUUCUGGAGAGUUGUUGGUAGUUGUGGACUACUACAGCAGGUAUUAUGAGGUUGAUAUUCUGAGAUCUGUAGUGUCAAGUAAGAUCAUAGAAAGCUUAGACAAGAUUUUCUGUACCCAUGGUCUCCCUGAAUCGCUUAAAACAGACAACGGUCCUCAAUUUGUGUCGGAAGAAUUUGAAACAUACCUAAAAGCAAAUGACAUUCAACACAGGACAAGCACACCAUUAUGGCCCCAAGCUAAUGGUGAGGUUGAGAGACAGAAUCGUAGUCUAUUGAAAGCACUUGAGAUUGCACAAGCCGAGAAGAAGGACAUACAACUCAGAAAAUUCCUGAUUGCAUAG